This is a messenger RNA of Trypanosoma theileri, 333 nucleotides long. RefSeq lists its product as uncharacterized. The transcript has a single exon. Gene Ontology annotation, biological process: cell adhesion; proteolysis. Bases 1 to 333 code for a protein of 110 amino acids. NCBI's taxonomy places the organism in Eukaryota, Euglenozoa, Kinetoplastea, Trypanosomatida, Trypanosomatidae. Gene Ontology annotation, cellular component: membrane. The record is from RefSeq and is a predicted model, not a curated record. Gene Ontology annotation, molecular function: metalloendopeptidase activity.
AUGGAGCUGGAGGAUGGGAAGAGCGAGUAUGACCACUCACACUUUAACCGAUGCAUUGCGCGUGAUGAACUGAUGAGCACCUGGAAUCUUAACGAGGCUGAUAGUCGUACCAUUGGAGUAAUAUCUAUAAAGACACGAAGAAAAAAAAAUAAUAAUAAGGCCCGUUGGGAAAUGGGAGAACGAAUGAGUUGGGUCAACAAGUCCGGCUCUGAGUUGUUGGAGAAGAAGUGCAAGGAUCUCGACAAGACCAAGUCUCGUGCGCCCUUCUGCGAGGGAUGGAGUGAGCGGUGUACGUCUGAUCGUACAGGUGUGGGGGGUAUUCUGCCAAAGUGA